Molecule: messenger RNA, 505 nt
Organism: Ceraceosorus bombacis
Lineage: Eukaryota; Fungi; Basidiomycota; Exobasidiomycetes; Ceraceosorales; Ceraceosoraceae
Source: the annotation of a GenBank genome assembly
AUGGUAAAGAAGUGAGUAGCGCCUCCGCGUACAAGCGGAAGUCACAAGCCUUGCUGCGCACACGUACCCGUUCAUCCGCCGGUACUAAUCCAUGCCGCCUUUGUGGCUCGAACAGGAGUGCUUACAACAAGUUUGUCAAAAAGGAGAGCGCCAAAUUCAAGCAGACGCACCCCAAGGGUACCACUCAGGUGAGCGCCGCGUCCUAAUUCAACCAUUGGACGAAUAGACAUCGCGCCCAAGACCCCCACCCGACUCGCGUGACGUAGAUUCUUAUCGGAAGGCCGAAAGUUAGCAUACAAACAGGUUUGCUAACGUCGCUGCCGUCGCAUACAUGCCCCGCCCAGGAACGCAUGAAGCUCAUCGGUGCUGCUUGGGCCAAGAGCCCCGAGAACCCCAAAGUGAGUGGACUGUCUAUUGGACGUGCUCGUACACGCACGCUGAUCCGCUUCGUCGGUUUCGCUCGACACCACCGACAUCACAGAACAAGCCAGGAGCGAAAAAAUGA